Molecule: messenger RNA, 4518 nt
Organism: Verruconis gallopava
Lineage: Eukaryota; Fungi; Ascomycota; Dothideomycetes; Venturiales; Sympoventuriaceae
Exons: 1
Coding region: 890-3277 (795 amino acids)
Cellular component (GO): TORC1 complex; fungal-type vacuole membrane
Source: RefSeq, a predicted model, not a curated record
GUUUAUUACAUCGUCACCUCUCGGUGUGCGCCGACGACCUCUCGCAGUUCUCAGUCUCCUACACUCUGCCAGGCCCGGUCGUCUGCCAUCUCUCCGUGCAUGACGCAAUUGAUGGACGAGCGAUUGGGGGGCGUUCCGAGGAGAGCUUCUGCAGCUCCCGUCCAGUGUUGCACGGCCGCCGUGAUCGAGUGACUGCUCGGGCGUAAGCGAAACGCACGAAUCCGCGAGGUGCAUUGCAGCACCAUAGUCCGUACACUGCAGACACGCAUACAGGAUCGGUGGGGCGACGUUAUCUGUCGGCCUAUUCUUCGGAGCGGCUACAAGAGUUGGUCAUUGCAGGCAAAGCAGGCAAAGCAGGCACCCGGCAGCGUCAGUUGAAGAGUUGUGUGGCGACGGUCAUUUUUUUUUCUGGUUCUUCGACAGGCGGGCAGGAAAGCAGGCCACCAACGGGGGGAGGUGUCGCUAAAAUCAGCAGGUCGUCCGGGGAGGAAGAGAUCGAAAGGAGGCAGCGUGGAAGGCAGAGCAGAAGAGAGGCGCAGAGACGGGUGGAUGCACACUCUUACUGCUUGCACACAGCGCAACAACGUCAGCGACGGAGUUUCUAACGUGCUGUCCAAGUCACUGCUUUGGAACAAAUCCGCGCAGACCAUCGCGGAGCAUCACGAACUUUCACGGCGCAGUCGCAGGCCAUCAAUCGCACUGGCGGUGCGCAGCACAGGUCAAGGAGUCAGAAGCCCAAACCCCCUCCUAACCCGCCCCGCCUAAGACAUCCCCCUAACACAACCCCCUAUCGCUCCCCCCUAGGGCCCCCCCAACGUCCUCCUUCCCCCUUGCUCCUCGCCCUACCUAUACCGCCUGUACCUCCGUACACCUCCCGCCAUAGGAAAGGAUGCAGGCGCCGCCAACGCCCACCGCUACGGAAUCCUUCACGGGCGGUGCGUCUGCAUCCGCGUCUGCGUCUGCUGGCAGUGCUGGUCCUGGCGACUGUGCUGCCGAUCCUGCCGCCGGCAAUACCAGCAUGACGGCUAAUAUCGCAUCUGAUUCUGAUUUUGUUUCUGAUUCCGAUCCUGUUACCGCCGCGACAUCGACAGCUGCAACAACAACGACUGCCACCAUCGCUACCCAUCAAUCUCCCUUGACACCCACUGCAACCGCCGCAUCCCCCAAUUCGCAGCGGCCGCCUCUCGCCCACCGGCAUUCCUCAGCCUCGUCCCAAGUCUCGCACAGUCUGUCGGACGCAUCGAGCUCCAUCAAGUCACAGCUUCCCCACCAUAACAAUCACCCUCACCUCAACAACAAUCACAACAAUAACCACCAUCCUCCCCCUCAUCAUCAUCAUCAUCACCAUCAUUCGCGACAGCACAAGGCAGCCAGACAUCAUGGCCGCUUGGGGUCCCGCAACACCAGCUUUGGCCACAAUCUGAACAAGCUCUCUCACGGCCACGCCAGCUUAGCUAAGAUGCCGCACGAUGCUGCCAGCCAGUCUAGCCACGCCCACAACAUCCAGCAACAGACGAACACCAGCGCUCCCGCCACUCCCUCCAGCUCUUCUGCAGCUUCACGACCGCAUCACCUUCGCUCAAAGUCCGGCGAUCCCGCCAUUGGCGCCGGCGGCGACACGUCUGCGCCAACAAGCCCGCGCGUCUCGCAUCCCCAGGUCAAGCGCAAUGCAAGCGCCUUUGUCAUCUCGCGCAACCACUCGCACACCGCCCUAAAGAAGAACCACUCCAGCGGCCAUCUCCCCCGGAACCUGUCCGGCAAGGCUCUUAGCAAAGUCGGCCAGCAUCGCGCACCGCAUCCAAAGCGCAAGCACAGCGGCCGCAGCGAAAAAAGCGUGCCCGCCAGCCCCGUGUCGCCCACGGCGCAGCCCACCGUACGCUUCGCACUCGCCGACGAGCCCGAUAGCGAAGACGAAGCCAACGAGGAAGAGAACGAGUGGACGGAGGAGAGCACGAGCGUAAGUCCUAACGUGACCAGGGACAACACCAGACGCAACUCUCUGAUGCUGGACCCCGACAAAAUGCCGAGGGAAUCCGAGCACGGUGCGCACGACUUCACUUCCGGAGACGAGUCCACGUCGACAGUGAUACACGCGCCGGAGGGGCGCGCCGACGGGAUGUCUCCCACGAAGCAGAAAGAGGAGGAGAGAGGUGCUUCUGUUGCCGCCACGACGACCACGAAGCACAUCAAUGGCGAGAGCUCGUACAAGGCGUCGACACGUGUCCCCACGUUGGACGCUGAUGCCAUCACUUCGCGGCUCCUGCAGCGCAAGGUGACGCCAAAGGUCAGCGCCGAACCAUUGGUGUCCUCUGUGUCCGCCACGGUGCAGCCAGAUGCAAAUGAUCACCGUUCGCUCAGCCACAGCCAGGCGUCGACGCUCGCGGAAGGCACGCCUGGGCGUGAUUUGGUCUCACGCUUCGUCAAUGCAAACAGCAACGAAGGCACGCCGCGUGAAGGAAACAUGCUACCUAGAAGAGCUGGGCCCGCCAAGGACACGGGCGACCUCGACGCCUCCAAGCGCAACAGAUCCGCACCGAACAUGGCCGCCGCGGACAAGGGCCCUAUCUCUCCCACUGUGGCAAAGUCGCGGCGAUCGGGCACCCACACACCGACUGAUCUUCCACCGAGCCGAACACAGCAAAAAUUGCUCCUCCAACGCGCUUCCUCGGCGAUCGAGCCGACCAAACACAUCCCCGCCGUGCUACCCCGUCCAGGGGCUGCACAGUUACUGGGCCACGGCUUGUCUUUCACAUCGACGGACGGCGGCACACCUGCCCAAGUCCACGCGCUUUUUGCGCAGAUCAACAAGGAGUACAACGUCGUGCGGCGGUAUCGCAGUCCCGUCGCCGACGCCGUCUCACGUCUGAGAGAGAUUCCGCAUCCUGAGCGUGAUACCCAUACACCCAAGUCCUCAAAGCAGGUUGACCAUGAUGAGAAAUCAGGCAGCAUACCACUCGACAGGCACUGCAAUCCUGAGGGUACCUUCAAGGUCCGCCCGCAAGACGAGCAUAAGCUUGACGAGAGGACAAAGCAAGCGAGACAACAUCAGGCCCCGCAGCACGAUGAGAGGAGGGCUGUGGCAGGGUCGAAGAGUGAAGAGAGAGGCCAUAGAUCGCGCGUAAGCUUCGACCUGCCAAGCGCAAGGGUGGAGGACACGGAUGAAGAGGACGGUGGUAGCGGCACGAUGCUAAGAACGGGCGCAGUGAGACGCGACGCAACGUAUGAAUUGUGCAGGAGAAUGUGGGAGAUGGGCGAGCCCGAGGGUCUAGCUGUUUGAGACGUCUGCCCCCAUCUUGAAAUGCUUCCAUCCCCACAACGAGACGUACUCCUGCAUGAGAUGAUCACAUGAUACGACACAUCACGGCACACACCCGAGAUAGCCAGAUAAUACGACCAGCAUGAAGGCUGACAUUUUCCUGCUAUUAAACAGCAGGCUCCACGAUGACGGAGUUCGAGAGCAAUUGGAAGAUAGAUAUGACUACGGCAUCCAAACUUGUCGCAUUCGGGCACAUUGCGUUCACUGCUCAGGCACUCGAUGCACACCCUGGUGCAAUUGCUGGGGGUUACUCAGCCAGCAGCUCAUCGACUUAUUCAUCCACACACUUGAAACGUGUGGCAACGGCGAAAAACAGUGUAGCGACGUCCACGUAUCCUCAAUGUGAUGUUAACUUCGCGGUCGACAGCGGAGCCAGAGGUUACAUUGCUCGCAAGACCCGUAGAUGAGGCUCAAGAGGGUAAAGAAAAGAGAGAAUAUCGCGCGGCGCAGCAAUUGCUUGUCGUCUUUACUGAACAGAUGACCUCCGAAUCCUGAUCUGCGCAUCUCAUUCCCACUUAUCAGGGGGCAGAAGCUAGCACAUGGUAGCACGGGCUAUCACCGUUGUGGUCUCUAGAGGGGCCAAAGCGUAACUAGAAUGGAAUUAGCCUUGAAUAAGAUGGGAUCAAAGCGGUCGGAUUGCAAAGGAUGAAUUUUUUGGCACCAGCAGCAUGAGGAUAAUGUGCGUUCUUUUAUUCCAACUUAUGUAUUUUUAUGAAGCUGUGGCCAGGUCGGAUAUUUGCUGAGCGAUUUUGGUGACGUUUCUGUCGCUCUUGGGAGCCGAACGAAGAAGCAGCUUAGAAGACGACGUGACCGAUGUGGUGAGCUGCCAUCGUGUCGUCCUCGACAUGUCUUGCGCGGGGUGGGCCUUACAGAUGUAUCGGAGCAGUGCUAGAGGGCCUGUUGGCCCAGGCCAGGAGCAAGGAGGACGUGUAUAGCGUAUCUCUCGUUGGAUGAGCCGCAGCGUGUCUAUCAGUCUGCAACGAUACAGUUAAUUGCACGGGCAUAGACGUACACGACAGAUGGUCAAUUACAGGAUACGUAUGCUUAGACAAAAAGUUUUUGUGUUGACGAGUGCGCUGUGGCUCUUGGACAAAGUGCUGCGUCACUCGACGCUCUCUACUUUCGAGUAAACAUGUCGCGAAGGAUGGCCGCGACUCGUCGGGAGGUACAGCAUCUAGGCUCUAACACCUGUUACUUGAUCA